AUGGAUUAUCGAGGAGAUGAGCAUAUUUCAAGUUACGGCCAAGAUACUCGCAUGUUGCUCUUUGUCUUUUUUGUUUUUCCAUUUUCUAUUCAAUCUGCUCGCUCACUCGUCGGGUUUCGCCUCGUCGUGCGAGUUCAAUCUGCCGUAUUUGAUGUGAAAAAUUAUGGUGGUAAAGCCGAUGGCAAGUCAGAUAUUAGCAAGGCAUUAUUGGGCGCGUGGAAAGAGGCUUGUUCAGCAAAGGGUUCCAACAUAGUUGUAGUACCCAAAGGAACAUAUUCCAUAGGUUUAACUGACUUAAAUGGUCCAUGCAAGGGAGCCAUGGAGCUUCAAGUCCAAGGAACCUUAUUGGCACCGAUAAACCCUAGCAGUUAUGCCAAGGACAGCUGGAUUACUUUUGCAUACAUUGAUCAAUUCAAAUUAUCCGGUGGUGGAACCUUCGACGGACAAGGGCAAGUGGCUUGGAAGCAAAAUAACUGCGGUCGAAAUCCAAAAUGCAAGAGACUUCCAGUUUAUGUGCUUCUUGUCCCUUUAAAAACACGCCAGAGCUUGCGGUUUGACUUCAUCACCAACAGCGUAGUUCAGGACGUAACAUCGCUCGAUAGUAAGAAUUUCCAUGUCAAUCUUCUAGGUGGCAAAAACCUUACUUUCGAUCGCUUCACGAUCACUGCACCAGGAGAUAGCGUCAAUACAGAUGGAAUUCACAUCGGGCAUUCAAACGGGAUCAACAUUAUUAAUUCAAAUAUUGCCACCGGCGAUGACUGCAUCUCCAUUGGUGGUGCCAGCGAACAAAUAAGGAUCACAAACGUACGAUGUGGACAUGGACAUGGCAUUAGCGUGGGAAGUUUAGGGAAGACCACUGAUGAAUUUGUCUCCGGAAUUUUCGUAAGGAACUGCACCUUCUAUGACACCGACAAUGGAGUGAGAAUUAAGACAUGGCCGGCAUUACAUGGUGGCAUGGCCUCUGAUAUGCAUUUCGAGGAUAUUAUGAUGAAAAAUGUCCGCAACCCUAUCAUUAUAGAUCAAAUGUACUGCCCAUGGAAUCAGUGCAAUCCAAAGGUAACGCGAAAAGAAAUGAAAAUGAAAGAGUCUCUUAAUGCAUUGUCCGUGGACAAAUCUGCCCGCAACAUGAAAUUUCUGUAA
Molecule: messenger RNA, 1140 nt
Organism: Manihot esculenta (cassava)
Lineage: Eukaryota; Viridiplantae; Streptophyta; Magnoliopsida; Malpighiales; Euphorbiaceae
Product: exopolygalacturonase-like
Exons: 5
Coding region: 1-1140 (379 amino acids)
Biological process (GO): carbohydrate metabolic process
Molecular function (GO): polygalacturonase activity
Source: RefSeq, a predicted model, not a curated record